AUGGCCUCCCUCACCCUCCGCUUCACAACCCUCGACGUCUUCACCACCACCCCCUUCCUCGGCAACCCCCUCGCCGUCGUCUUCGUCCCCCCCUCCGCCCGCCCGCACCUCACCCAGUCCGCCAAGCAGCGUAUCGCCCGCGAAUUCAACCUCUCCGAGACCGUCUUCCUGCACAUCCUUCCCGGCGAUGACGACCCCCCGGAGAAGAAGCAGAGCCCUACUGAGGGAGAGGCUACCCGGGAGAUAGACAUCUUCACCAUAGAGAAAGAACUCCCCUUCGCCGGCCACCCGACCAUUGGCACAGCCUACCUGGUUCUCAAAACCCUCGGCUGGCGACACGUAACCACCCUUCUCACCAAAGCCGGACCGAUCCAUAUCCAGCUGGACAACGCCACCGGCGCCGUCCGCGCAGCGAUCCCCAGCGCAGUGCACAUCCACCGGCAAACCCUCGGCAACCUCCUCACUUCCCCACCAUUCACCAUAGCAGGUGCAGAGAAAGUCAAAGCGACCAUCGAAAGCGGCCUUUCCGCAGACGCUACCAUCCGCGCAGCGGAACUCACCGCCCCCAUCGUCAGUGUCGUGCGCGGCAUGACUUUUGUGUUGGUCCGGCUGCCUGGCCUAGCCGAUCUCGCGCGGGUUGAGACGGGGAACAGGAUCGAUUUCGCACCGCUUGUGGCUGAGAAGGGACUGUUGCUGGAUGAGGGGGAGUGGGGGGUGGGGUUUGUGUCGAGGUAUUAUUAUGUUCCUACCCCUGGGCCUGGUUCUGGCUCUGGUUCUGGUCCUGUUGCGGGAGAAGAGAAGGGCGAUGAGAGGGUCGCGCUGCGGACGAGAAUGGUAGAGUUGGGGUUUGAGGACCCUGCUACGGGGAGCGCGGCGAGUACGCUGGCGAGUUGGUUGACGAUCAGUGAAGGGAGGGAGAAGGGAUGUGGGUUUGAGAUUACGCAGGGCGUGGAGAUGGGGAGGAAGAGUGAUAUUGUGGUUGAUGUCGUGGCGGAGAGGGAUGGGGGGUCGGGAGAGGUGGUGGUGAAGGAGUUGUAUCUUGGGGGGUCGGCGGUGGUGGUUAUGAAUGGGAACAUCUCGAACGACCCACUUUUAUCUGCAAGGCUCCCGCCAAAAAGUUGGGAGCUCAGCGGCCUCGGAAUUCAGUCGCAUCAUCACCGAUCAAUACCGCAUCCGACAGACUUGCGCAGAGACUUCAGGAUGCUGUGCGGACUUUCAGGCGAGGUUCCCGAGGAGCCAGUGGUGUCGAGGAAGACAGGCACCGUCUUCGAAAAGCGCCUCAUCCUCAAAUACAUCGAAGAAAACGGCACCGAACCCAACACCACCGACGAGCUCGACCCGGAAGCCGACCUCCUCCCCCUCAAAACCAGCCGCGUCGUCCGCCCGCGCCCGCCCAACUUCACCUCGCUCCCGUCCCUGCUCAAGGCCUUCCAGGACGAGUGGGACGCCCUCGUGCUCGAGACCUACAAUACCCGCGAGCAGCUGGCCCGCACCCGCGAGGAGCUGGCCACCGCGCUGUACCAACACGAUGCGGCGGUGCGUGUUAUCGCGCGGUUGACCAAGGAGAGGGAUGAGGCGCGUGAUGCGUUGUCUAAGGUUACGAUUGCGCCAUCGGGGGGCGCCCCGGCCGGGGCGAAUGGGGAUGCCAUGGCGGUUGAUAGUCAGGGGCUGCCGGAGAGUUUGGUGGAGCACGUGCAGCAGACACAGCAAGAAUUGAUGAAAGGCCGCAAGAAGCGCCCAACCCCCCAAGGCUGGGCCAGCACCGACGACGUGGCCGCCCUGGAGCAGGUCUCCUACGCCGACCUCAGCGUGUCGCACGCGUCGUCGCUCGACACCGAGUCCGGGUACGCGGCGGUCGGCGGCCUGGACGGCAAGCUCGACAUCUACUCGGUGUACGCCAAGACGGUGGAGCGGUCGUUGGAUAUCGGCGAGCCCGUGACGGCGACUGUUUGGACCGGCAGCAAGGUCGUGUUGGCUACGUCCAAGGGGUCCGUCAAGGUGCUGGAGAAUGGGGCCGAGGCUGCCUCGUUCAACGUACAUGCUGGCGCGGUGACCGGGCUGGCGGUACAUCCGGGGGCUAGGAUUUUGGCCUCGGUGGGUGUGGAUAAGAGCUUUGUGUUUUACGAUUUGGAGACUCUGCAGCAUGUCUCGCGGGGGUACACCGAUGCCGCCCUCACGGCCUGCGCGUUCCACCCCGACGGCAACCUCUUCGGCGCCGGCACCCAAGCCGGCGACAUCAAGAUCUUCCAAACCGAAUCCGGCGUCCAGGCCGAGUCCUUCCACCUCGGCACCCCCGUGCAAUCCCUCGUCUUCUCCGAGAACGGUUUCUGGUUCGCCGCCUCCGGCAAGGGCCAGUCGACAACCACCAUCUUCGACCUACGCAAGUCGGGCCCCGCCGCCCAGGUCAAGGAGCUGCAGACGGGCGACGCCCAGGCCCUCGACUGGGACUACUCGGGCCAGUACCUCGCCACGGCCGGGUCGACGGGUGUCACGGUGCAGAUGUACCAGAAGAGUGCUAAGAAGUGGUCGGAGCCGUUGCGUACGAGCUCGCCGGCUGCGGCGCUGCGGUGGGGGGAGCAGGCGAGGUCGUUGGUUACGGUUAGUAAGGAGGGUGUGGUGUCGGUGUUGGGGGCGAAGGAGUAA
This is a messenger RNA of Dichotomopilus funicola, 2643 nucleotides long. RefSeq lists its product as uncharacterized. Gene Ontology annotation, cellular component: U2-type catalytic step 1 spliceosome; Prp19 complex; cytoplasm. The record is from RefSeq and is a predicted model, not a curated record. The transcript is spliced from 7 exons. Gene Ontology annotation, molecular function: ubiquitin protein ligase activity; protein binding. The coding region runs from base 1 to 2643 and encodes 880 amino acids. Lineage: Eukaryota; Fungi; Ascomycota; Sordariomycetes; Sordariales; Chaetomiaceae. Gene Ontology annotation, biological process: biosynthetic process; DNA repair; protein ubiquitination.